CUAGUGAUAUAGGCCUCGAAUAGAACUGAGUGACGUGUCUUUCAAAUUUUUCAUAUUUAUACCUUUGAAAACUACUUGACAAAGGCUUCAGCACUAACUUGUCCAUUCCCACAGCCCAAGUGUCAACCUCUUACAUACAUCGCCUUGCUGCCAUAAUCAAGCAUUUAAGAAGAACACACCUUUGCAAGCAAACAAGAAGUUGAAUCAAAUCUCCAGCUAAGGAAAUGUUGUCCCAUUAUUUGACAACUUCCAAAAAUCAUCUUGAGAUGGAGCCCAAAAGACCAAAAACAAGGCAAAGGGUCCUCUCUUGUCUUAGUCUAAACAGAUAAUAAGCCAAAGGAUGAACAUUCCAGUGAAGAAUCAGAACAGAAUAUCAUCAGAGGAUUGUCACCAAUCCAUCUAUAAUUGAUUUCACUUGUACAUCGACCAGGUUUUAUUCUCAAUAAAUUCAUAAAUGGUUUCAUCAUUCAUAGUUCAUUGCUGCCUCGACCUGCCACAGUCUUCCUCCUUCAUGAUUUAGACCUAUAGAUUUAUAUUUCCUUGUUUAAAAUUGUUAUGAUCUAAAUUUCACCACUAGAACUAUUAAAAAUGUGUCCAGAUUGCAAACCUUAACUACAGCAUUUAUCUCAUGGGCCAUGGCAUAUUCGGUAAGGUAGAUUUCAUCAUCCCAUUAGGUCCUGUCUAAUUCUAGUUACCGUUAUAAAUGUUAUUACCUCCUGGUGACAAAAAAUGAUUGCUUUAUGAGGAUGAAGACAUCACCGGCCAAAAAGGACAGAAAGAAAGGGGUUACCUUCUAAAACCCUAAUCCAAUAAAACCUUAUACAAUAUGCCAAAACACAGUUGGAUUCACUGCAAUAAUUCACAUGGAGUGGUGGUAUUGGUUGAUGAAGACAGAGAAUUAAAGGUAUUCUUACCAAAGAGGGCCUCUUCUGCUCAUUUGAAAUCAUUGAUCCUAUACAUUCUUUGUCAUUUAUAGAGUGGGGCUCAUCUGUAUUCCCAUUUCAAAAGCUUCUUUAUAUUUAUGAGAUAGACAGCUGAAUAAACAAGAUGGUAGUUCCAAGCAUCUUCAAUAUAAAAACAACUUAAUUCUGUUUACUAAUAGGAUUAAUUUGCCUGUAAAGUGUCUUCUAGUAAUAAGGGCAAAGUUUUAUGGGGGCUGCUGACAGCUAAUCACUACUUUUUUCCUGCAAUAAUGAAGUUUUAGCAAGAAUGGAUUCCUCUAAAAUAGAUGAAGACAAUGAAGACUGUAGCAGUAACGAGUCCGGGUGGACAACUUAUAUUGCUUCACCAGAACAUGAUGAUGAUGAUGAAGACGAUGCUGAAGAUGAAGAUCGUACCAUUGAUAGAAAAGCUGAUGCUCAUGAUUCUGAAGAGGGUGAAAGUGAUGACUCUAUGGCUUCUGAUGCCUCCUCCGGCCCGAGUCUUCAAGAAUGGUCAACUGGAAAGUUUGGAGGAAGCUAUGCAGCAAACAAAGAUCACAGAAAAUGGUUUGGUAAGAAACAUCACCAACACGAAGAGAAGAAAACAUAUAAGGAGGAAAUAGAAGCAGCAAAAAUCAAGCCAGGACAAAGGGCAAACAGUGCUGGCAGAUCCAAGAAAAAAUAACGAGGCAUAUAUAUAUAUGAAACAAAAAUUAUCCUCCAAACAUUCUGCCUAAAUCUAUUCUAGCCCUAUAAGGUAUUUCCAUGAAUGCUAAAGUUCUAAAUAGAAUUUGUAGUAUUCGAUUUCCAAUUCAAUGCAAUAUCAUGAAACAGAUUCAGCCAAGUUUUCUCUCUUGAUUCAUCACACAAAUCUCAGUUCACAGAGUUCAGUUCUAUGUCGUGAACAUAAAUAUUACUCAAGGACUUAAAUUUUCUCUCAUCCGCUAAAUUUUUUCAAGGCUGUUAUAUGAUCAAGAAAACCCUUCAAUGUUC
Messenger RNA from Olea europaea var. sylvestris, 1913 nucleotides. Its product is annotated as pre-rRNA-processing protein ESF2-like. The transcript is spliced from 2 exons. Bases 1210 to 1605 code for a protein of 131 amino acids. Gene Ontology annotation, biological process: cytokinin biosynthetic process. The record is from RefSeq and is a predicted model, not a curated record. NCBI's taxonomy places the organism in Eukaryota, Viridiplantae, Streptophyta, Magnoliopsida, Lamiales, Oleaceae.